This is a messenger RNA of Lytechinus pictus (painted urchin), 3367 nucleotides long. Its product is annotated as 2-Hydroxyacid oxidase 1-like. Gene Ontology annotation, molecular function: FMN binding; oxidoreductase activity. The transcript is spliced from 9 exons. The coding region runs from base 385 to 1509 and encodes 374 amino acids. The record is from RefSeq and is a predicted model, not a curated record. NCBI's taxonomy places the organism in Eukaryota, Metazoa, Echinodermata, Echinoidea, Temnopleuroida, Toxopneustidae.
AAGAUAACUCUUCGUACGCAGGCGAUAUUCAUUGUGUUUCAAAAUGUAAUUACACUCUACUCAUCAAAUCAGGCGAAUAAGAUCAUUGUCCAUUCUUACUUGGCGUUUAAUGGAUGAGAAAAACGCUAUGAUGAAACUUCUUGACGGCACUAAUGAGACCAUGGCAUAAGUUCAGAAUACGAGUUCAGAGUGGUCAGUCAAUAUCGCUGACCCAAGAUUAAACAGAAACACAACUUCUCUGAGACGCCAUUCGACGAUAUCAAUUGCCCAGGCAGGCCACCUAAUUCCAGACUUCGCAUCCGAACAUUCAGCCUCCUUAUUUGCAAAGUAUCCCGCUAAUUGUUGUUGAAACGAAAACGUCUUGCUCCGAUUUUCGCCAACAAGAUGGAGUUGCGUACUCUCCCCCAAUAUGAAGCAAUGGCAAGGAGAAAACUAAGUGAACCAUUCUUCAGGUAUUACUCGCUAUCUUCAGGAGAAGGUCUGACAAAACAGGACAGUGAAGACGCUUUCAAAAGUUAUAGAUUUCGGCCACGCCUUCUCGAGGAUGUGUCUUGCAUUCGACUAUCAACUGAGGUCUUAGGUCAAUCUAUUAGUAUGCCUAUAUGUAUAUCGCCGACUGGAGCUCAUCGCCUAGCUAAUAUCGAUGCGGAAAAGGCCACAGCACAGGGAGCGCUCGAGGCAGAAACCCUCAUGAUCCAGAGCUGCUUUUCUCACGAAAGAUUCUCACAAGUUGCACGUGCUGCUCCGGGCGGGCUCCGCUGGUGUCAAGUGUACAUUUUUAAAGAUCGCCCAGUGACGCUGCAUCUUAUCAGGGAGGCUGAGAGGGCGGGCUAUAGAGCCGUGGUUCUUACAAUGGAUUCUCCGUUAACUGGAUUUAAAGCUAGCGAGGUUGGCCGUGAUUACAUGUCCUUCCGACAUGAUGAUUAUCGAUAUGUUAAUAUGGAGAUGGACUCAUCCAAGUCCCAGGCUGCAUCGAAGAGAGCUGGAGAUCCAACACUCUUUGCUCAUUUCGGAUUAGACAUGGACAGUACCGUCACGUGGGAUGAUGUCAGGUGGCUAAAAACUGUGACGUCACUGCCUAUCGUCUGCAAAGGCAUUCUUACAGGUGAGGCAGCUCGAAAGGCGGCUAAUGUUGGGGCAGAUGCCAUCCUCGUAUCGGCUCAUGGUGGAAGGCAACUGGAUGGGGUACCUGCUCCUAUCGAUGCUUUGGCUGAGGUAGUAGACGCGGUUCGAGGUUGUAAAAUAGAAGUAUAUAUGGACGGAGGAGUUCGAAGGGGAACGGAUGUUCUUAAGGCUCUCGCAAGGGGGGCAAAAGCAGUAUUUAUUGGACGACCUGUUCUAUGGGGAUUGGCGUGUGAAGGCGCCAGUGGUGUGAGCAAUGUGUUAAAAAUCUUGCGACAAGAACUUCGAUAUGCGAUGGGACUUUGUGGUUGUUCCGAUGUCAAUGAUAUCCCCGAAGACGUCGUUGUGCACGAAUCGUUUUAUCAUCAGCCGAGACCAAAACUAUGACGUCAACUUUCGGCAGCAGAAAGGGAUUGAGUGCUUCAUAUCGCCCGUGUUCGCGUGUGAGAUACAGGUCGAUUUGGUAUAUUUUCUGGAGCUGCCAGAUCAUAGCCAAAUCUUCCAUAAACACAGGUCCGUGAAGUUAGCUACUUAUUCCUUUUUCCUGAUUCCUUAUUCAAACCACUUUCUCCUUAUUCAGAAUGACUGUCUCCUUAUUCAAAAUGCUCUUCUCCUUUUUCAAAAUACACUUUUCCUUACCCUGGUUCGAAAGCUACCUGUAUAAUCGGAAGAUGUGUACUUAAUAGAUUCUGCUAUAUCAAAUAUAUCUCUUAUAUAAAUUAUGAAAUUCCUCAGGGAUCUAUACUUGGACCAAUUUUAUUUACAAUUUAUAUAAACAACGGCCAUUUGCAUCUAUAUGCAGACGAUGCAGCGUUAUAUUAUUCUCAUAAAAAUAUUGAUAUUAUUGAAAAGAAUAUUAAUAUUGAAUUACGUAAAAUUCACAAUUGGUUAUGUUGUAACAAAUUAAGUCUAAAUGUUGACAAAACCAUUUGUAUGUUAUUUGGGACUGGGGCAAUGCUGUCUAAAUGUAGCACUUUUAAUGUAUCCAUAUCUGGUAGACGUAUCAAUCAACGAAAUAAUGUUAAAUAUCCGGGAAUUUAUGUUGAUUCAAAACUAAAAUGGGAUAAACAUCUGUACAUAUUGACGAAAUGUGCGCAAAAAUUAGUAAGGUAGUAAGCUUUCUGGCCCGUCUUAGACAUUUAAUAUCAGAAUCCAAUCUGAAGAUGAUUUACAAUUCUGUUAUUCUCCCACUUUUUGACUAUGCUCACAUUGUCUUAUGAUUCGGCAAGCAAAAAAUAUACAGACCGUUUGCAAAAAUUACAAAACAGGGCCGGACGUCUCAUUUUAAAGAUAAAUCCAUUCAAUCACGUUUCAAACAAUGAUGUUCACGCAGAAUUAGGAUGGCAAUCUCUCCAAUCUAGGCGAAAAAUACAUUUGAAUAUAAUGCUUUACAAAUCCCUUCAUAACUUAGCUCCAGGAUAUUGAGAAAAGUCUUUCCAAUAUUGUAAUUAUUCAUAUUCACUUCAAUCAAAAGGAAAUAUCAAAAUUUCCAAACCCAAGAGUGAAUGCUGCCGAAGAACACUUAUAUACAGAGGAUCGCGAGAAUAUAAUGACCUUCCUUAUACAAUUAAAUCAUCAAAUAGCCUAUAUAUUUUGUUAUAAAAAUCUUUAUCAGAUAAGUCAAUCUCGCCCUGAUCUGUUAAGAAUAGUGCGACAAGGCGGGUAGGGUGCAGGGUUGGGUGGAGGGCAGAUUUUUUUCUUUUCCCAUUCUUGUUUUUCAUUAUUUUUUGUUUAUGUCAAAUAUCUUGCUUGGAUUUAUAAUCAUUAUUUUCUUUUUGUCAUGUACAGUAUCUUUUUUUAUGAAUGCUUUGGACCCCAUGGAAGAACAACGUUGUUGUAAUAACAAAGCUGAGUAGGUUUAUCCAGCCAUUUCACUAUACCUUUGAUGUUUGUUAUUAUGUACAUACAUUUACCUUGUAUUGUUUUUUAUAAUGUUGUGAUAUGGAAAAUAAAUACCAAUUCCAAUGUCCAAAUGAAACCUGUAAAUUUGCAAUUAUGUUAUUGACACAAGAUGAAUACAGGACAGAGUCACAAAAUGAACCCCUUAGCUCGCCGUUAAUUAUAGUGGAAAUUGAAGUCUUAGACAACAGACAAGCAGACUGUCGGCAAGAUUAUAGAUCGUAUGGGAAAUUUUACAUAUUACAUGAAAAAACAUGUUUGGGAUUGUAGUCACAGAUAAUUCAUUGUGGCAUUACAUUUACAAGUAUCGUAUCGUCAUUCGUGUAAUAAAUGAAUUAACACUCGA